Molecule: messenger RNA, 1626 nt
Organism: Acanthosepion pharaonis
Lineage: Eukaryota; Metazoa; Mollusca; Cephalopoda; Sepiida; Sepiidae
Source: the annotation of a GenBank genome assembly
AUGGUGUCGGACGUCCCUGCGCUAAAGGAUAAAAAAACCGUGGUACGGGUGUUGGGUGUGCCUGCGCGAAGGGGUAAAAAGCCCGCGGAACGGGUGUCGGACGUCCCUGAGCUAAAGGAUAAAAAACCGUGGUACGGGUGUUGGGUGUGCCUGCGCGAAGGGGUAAAAAAAGCCCGCGGAACGGGUGUCGGACGUCCCUGCGCUAAAGGAAAGGACAACAAUCGCGUCAGCAAGAAUUCAUCUCUCUCUCUCUUUCUCUUCCUCCUCUCACUCUCACUAUCUUUCUCUCUUUCUAUUCCCCCCCCUUUCGCUUUCUCUCUCUCCUCUCUCUUUCUUUCCUUUCUUUCUCACCCUCUCUUUCUCCUUCUCUUCAUAACGCACUGCCACUCUUCUAGCCCAAAGAACAACAAUCGCGUCUACAAGAAUUCAUCUCUCCCUUUCUCUCUUCCCCCUUUCUCUCUCUUCCUCACUCUACGUCUUUCUCUCUCUUUCUAUCUUCCCUCUCUCACCUCUCUUUCACGCUUUCUUUCUCUACUCUCUCUCCCACUAUCACUUUAUUUGUCCCCUCUGUCUUUCACGGCCUUUUUUCUCUACCACUCUCUCUUUCUUUCUUCUCCCUCUCUCGUUCUUCCCAUCUCUCUCUUUCUCUUUUACCCCUCUCUUUCUCUCUUACAGUUUAUUUCUCUCUCUCACUCACCAUCUCUUUCUCUCCCCUCUCUCUAUUUCUAUCUCGCUCUCUCUCCUUCCUCUCACUUUCCCCACUCUCUAUCUCUCUCUUUUUCUCUAUCCCUGUCUCUUUUUUCUCCCCCUCUCUCUGAAUAUUACCCUACCCUCUCUCUCUAUUUAUCCCUUCCUUCUCUCUCUCACUCUCUCUUUCUCUACCGUCUCCCCCACUAUCACUUUAUUUGUCUGUUUCUCACGGCUUUUUUUUCUUUCCCACUCUCUCUCUCUCUCAUUCUCCCCCCUCUCGUUCUUCUCAUCUCUCACUUUCUUCCCAUCUCUCUCACCGUUUAUUUCUCUCUCAUACGCACCAUUUCUCUCUCUCUCCCUCCCCCUCUCUUUCUUCGCUCUCUUUCUUUCUUUUUUUCUCUCACUCUAUAUCUUUUUGCUUUUCCUCUGCCUCCUUUAAUAUUUUACGAUUUAUUUAUUUCGUAUUUACCAUUUCCUUCUUCGGAUUUCCUUCUUGCUUCGUUGUUUUCUCGAACAAAUCUUAGUUUCUAUUUAUUCUUUACAAUAUCUUCAUUUUAUUUCCUGUUUUACUUAAACAUUAUUUUAUCAAUACUUUUCUCUUUCUCUCUCUUUCUUUCUAUCUCUCUCUUUCUCUCUCUCUUUCUUUCUAUCUCUCUCUUUCUUUCUAUCUCUCUCUUUCUCUCUCUUUCUUUCUAUCUCUCUUUCUUUCUCUCUCUCUCUUUCUCUCUCUUUCUUUCUAUCUCUCUCUUUCUCUCUCUUUCUUUCUAUCUCUCUCUUUCUCUCUCUUUCUUACUAUCUCUCUCUUUCUCCUUCUUUAACUUUCUUGCUCUUUCAACUUUUCCUGAAUCUAUCUAUCUAUCUAUCUAUCUAUCUAUCUAUGUUCAACCGUUGUUUUCAUCUGUCUCGGAAAAAUUAGAUAUUGCAUUACAUUAUUGA